AUGUCUUCCAACGAUCCCUCACCACACAGCAUAUUCCUCAUCAACGAGCUCCUCGAGAACAUACUCUUACACAUGGACACAAGAACCCUCUUAACAUCCGCUCAACGCGUGUCACGCACUUGGAACAUCAUGAUCAAAACCUCAACCAAGCUCCAAGAAACCCUCUUCUUCGAACCCUCCAAAGCCUCCAACUCAAAUCCCACCCAGCGCCACCGCAACCCCCUCCUAGAAGACAUUCUCUGGGCCCAAUUCCUCCUCAAGCAACAAACCUCCUCCUCCUCCUCCUCCUCCUCCUCCUCCAAUCCCACAGCUGUAAGCAGGUUGCCACUCCAUAAAUCCGACCACCGCAACCUCAAGCCCUUCCUCCGCAAAACCGCAAGCUGGCGCCAAAUGCUCCUCCAACAACCACCAACAUCGUCAAUCGGCGUUCUCGAAAUAAUCAAAAGAUCCGACUCGGAAUUCACGAAACUAGCCAUGAACUCAGGCCAAUUCCUACGAAUGAGCCACAUUGUCGCCCUCCUCGACCGCAGCACUUUGAUACCAACUCGCAACAAGUGGAUACUCUGGACCGGACGGUCAAGCCCCUUGAACUUCGAGCUCUGGAAUCCUAAAUGGGUCUAUGAACCAGAGCCAGAUACCUCUCAGCCGGGUCCGGAGUCCGUUCCCGAGCAUAUAGACUGGGAUAGUCUGCGGUUGGAGGUGGCGGGGAUGUAUUUGGAUGAAUAUGACUGUGGGGUGGUGAUUGUUUCUGAGAGGAGACAGGUACUUUUUCAGGCUGAAGAUCGGGAACAUCAGCUGAGCGGACUUGAUCGGAGGUUGGAGGGGGUUUGGGGGAUGUGUGAGGUGGAGGUUGGGAGGAGGCUUGUAAGUCAUUCUUCGGUUCAUGUUGCGGGUGUUGGGGAUGAGAAUUGGAGGUUGAGACCUUGUUCUGCCACUCCUCUGGUUCCCAUGUAUGCGGCGUCUGGGUCUGAGGGUUUGGAUUCUGCUUCGCUGGUGUCUGGGUCCGUUGAGGGUAGGUAG
Messenger RNA from Penicillium bovifimosum, 1020 nucleotides. RefSeq lists its product as uncharacterized. Bases 1 to 1020 code for a protein of 339 amino acids. The record is from RefSeq and is a predicted model, not a curated record. Gene Ontology annotation, molecular function: protein binding. NCBI's taxonomy places the organism in Eukaryota, Fungi, Ascomycota, Eurotiomycetes, Eurotiales, Aspergillaceae. The transcript has a single exon.